AUGAACAACAUUACGCAUGUACGCGUGCUCUUAACAUGUUUAUGCCAGGGUUCAUCAGAUAAGAUUGUUGGAGCAUCAGCCUGUGGAGCAGCAGCCUUCAUCUUUAUUUAUUACUCAACUUGGGCCUUGAUCACUCCUUUUUUAGAAGAAACUAACCCACUUCAAGAUUACUUUCCUCCUCACGAGUAUUCCAUAUAUCUGCCUGCUGCCGUCUUAGUUGCUGGCGUCUCGGUCAUUACCGCAUUCUUUUUAAAGGCAACUUCCAAGAGUAAAGGCUCACAAAAGACAAAAUAA
Rhizopus microsporus ATCC 52813 is the source of this 294-nucleotide messenger RNA. RefSeq lists its product as uncharacterized. Gene Ontology annotation, biological process: GPI anchor biosynthetic process. Bases 1 to 294 code for a protein of 97 amino acids. The transcript is spliced from 2 exons. NCBI's taxonomy places the organism in Eukaryota, Fungi, Mucoromycota, Mucoromycetes, Mucorales, Rhizopodaceae. The record is from RefSeq and is a predicted model, not a curated record. Gene Ontology annotation, molecular function: enzyme regulator activity. Gene Ontology annotation, cellular component: endoplasmic reticulum membrane; dolichol-phosphate-mannose synthase complex.